UGCCGUCUCGCAAUAGUGAACUCACUUUUAAUCAACCCAGCUCGAGUGAUCGUGGCAUUUAUAAUAUUGUGCAUAAAUUUCGUUACAUUAUAUAGACAACACGUUUCGUCUUGUUUUUUGGGCAUAUAACGUGUUUUUCGUGGCCCGCACCAGGCUAAAGCAAACGUUCCAGCUAAAAGCCAAAGUUUCUGCUAAAAUUAAUUAAAGUAGCAUACUACUGCUAAAGGCUUGCAAAAUGUUGGAUCUGUCGCCGGUGCAAGAGUUUUACAAGGAUAAGACGGUGUUCAUCACCGGCGCCUCGGGCUUCAUGGGCAAGGUGCUGCUGGAAAAGCUGCUCUAUUCUUGCCACUCGCUUAAAGAAGUCAUCAUAAUAGUGCGACCGAAGCGUGGCAAGACACCCGAAACGCGCCUCGAGGAGAUGUUCAAGCUGCCCAUAUUUCAGCGCAUCAAGGAUGAGCGGCCGCAUAUGCUCAAAAAGGUGACCAUCUACCAAGGCGAUGUGACCUAUGACUUGCUGGGCCUGAGUGGCGACAGCCUAAAGCAUGUUGUGGACAGCACAAACAUAGUGUUCCAUAUGGCCGCAACGCUCAAGCUGGAGGGCAAUCUGCGCGACGCCAUUGACAUGAAUCUAUUGGGCACCCAGCGCACUCUAAAUGUGGCCAAGCAGAUGAAGCAGCUGGAGGCGUUUGUGCAUCUAUCGACGGCCUUCUGCAACUGCGAUCAGGAGGUUAUGUACGAGAAGGUCUAUGACUUUCCACACAAGCCCGAGGAUCUAAUGCGCCUGGCCGAGUGGAUGGAUGUCAAGACGCUGGACGCCAUAACGCCCGAUCUGCUCAAGCCCCAUCCCAAUACAUACACCUAUUCGAAGCGUUUGGCCGAGCUUCUAGUGCGCGAUCACUACGAGUCCAUGCCGGUGAUUAUAGCGCGUCCAAGCAUAGUUUCGCCUGCGGCCUUUGAACCUCUGCAAGGAUGGGUGGAUAAUCUGAAUGGACCCACUGGUCUGAUGAUUGGCUGCGGCAAGGGCGUUAUACGCUCUGUGCUGGUGAAUCAGGAGUACAAGGCUGAGGUCAUACCGGUGGACUAUGCCAUUAAUGGCCUCAUUGUCAUACCGUAUGAAUUCAAUAAGCAAGCACGUCGCCCCGAGAACGUGCCCGUCUAUAAUAUAACGGGUGCGGAUGAUCGCAAGAUGACCAUGGGCACUGUUGUUGAGAUGAGCAAGCGCAUCAACAAGAUGAUCCCCUUCAAUGCGGGCCUCUGGUAUCCCGAUCCGUGCGUCACGACCAACGAAUAUUAUCAUAAGUUCAAUGUGGCCAUGUUCCAUUGGUUGCCAGCUUAUCUGUUGGACUUCCUCAUGCUGCUGCUGGGACAGAAACGCUUCAUGCUGCGUGUGCAGGAGAAAAUUUCCACUGGUCUGAGUGUCUUGCAGUUCUUUACACUGAAUGCUUGGUGCUUCCGCUCGGAUCAAUAUGCAUCGCUCUGGCGCAAUCUAAGUGAACAGGAUAGAGAAAUCUUCAACAUGAAUAUGAGUGCCAGCGAAACGGAUGAGGAGUACAUGACCAUCUGUGCUAUCGGCGCUCGCAAGUAUAUACUAAAGGAAAAGGAUGAGGAUCUAUCCAAAGCUAAGCUGCAUAUGCGCAUCCAAUGGAUUGUGGAUAUCGUUUGCAAGACGCUCAUUGUCGGCCUCUUUGGCUUUUAUCUGCUAAAGUGGACAGGCGUACUGGAUUUGUUCUAGGUGCCUCGCACGGACACACUCUGCAUUUGGGUUCACAGGAAUUUAAUUAGUCAAUUUAGCUUUAGUUUAGUUUGCAUUUAGCCAAGGUUUUCAGCCAAAUAAAUAAAUACACGCC
This is a messenger RNA of Drosophila busckii, 1847 nucleotides long. RefSeq names its product putative fatty acyl-CoA reductase CG5065. Gene Ontology annotation, biological process: long-chain fatty-acyl-CoA metabolic process. Gene Ontology annotation, molecular function: alcohol-forming very long-chain fatty acyl-CoA reductase (NADP+) activity. Bases 236 to 1732 code for a protein of 498 amino acids. Lineage: Eukaryota; Metazoa; Arthropoda; Insecta; Diptera; Drosophilidae. The transcript has 7 exons. Gene Ontology annotation, cellular component: peroxisome. The record is from RefSeq and is a predicted model, not a curated record.